CUCAGGUCAUGAGGUCCCCAACCCUCCUGCUGCUGCUCUCAGGGGCCCUGGCCCUGACGGAGACCUGGGCUGGCUCCCACUCCCUGAGGUAUUUCGACACCGCGAUGUCCCGGCCCGGCCUCGGGGAGCCCCGCUUCAUCGCCGUGGGGUACGUGGACGACACGCAGUUCAUGCGGUUCGACAGCGACUCCCCGGGUCGGAGGGCAGAGCCGCGGGCGCCCUGGAUGGAGCAGGUGGAGCCUCAGUACUGGGAGGAGCAGACGCUGGCCCUCAGGGGCUCCAUACCGGUGUACGGCGAGAACCUGCGCACCCUGCGCGGCUACUACAACCAGAGCGAGUCGGGCUCUCACACCCUCCAGAGGAUGCACGGAUGCGACGUGGGGCCCGACGGGCGCCUCCUCCGCGGGUACUAUCAGUUCGCCUACGACGGCGCCGAUUACCUGGCCCUGAACGGGGACCUGCGCUCCUGGACCGCGGCGGACACGGCCGCUCAGAUCACCCGGCGCAAGUGGGAGGCGGCCGGAGUGGCGGAGCAGUGGAGGAACUACCUGGAGAGCAGGUGCGCGGAGGGGCUGCGCAGGCACCUGGAGAACCGGAAGGAGACCCUGCCCCGCUCUGAGGCCCCAAAGACCCACGUGACCCACCACCCCACCUCUGACCAUGAGGUCACCCUGAGGUGCUGGGUCCAGGGGUUCUACCCUGCGGACAUCACCCUGACCUGGCAACGAGAUGGGGAAGACUUGACCCAGGAGAUGGAGCUGGUGGAGACCAGGCCUGGGGGGUAUGGAACCUUCCAGAAGUGGGCAGCUGUGGAGGUGCCUUCUGGAGAGGAGCAGAGAUACACAUGCCGUGUGCAGCAUGAGGGGCUACUAAAGCCCCAAGUCGUGAGAUGGGUGCCCCCUCUUCAGUCCUCCAUUCCCACCAUGGGCAUCAUUGCUGGCCUGGUCCUUGGAGCUGUGCUCACUGGAUCUGCAGUGGCUGCAGCUGUUAUGAGGAGGAAGAAGCGCUCAGGUGGAAAAGGAAGAAGCUACACUCAGGCUUCAGGCAGCAACAGUGCCCAGGGCUCUAAUGUGUCUCACAGCUGCUAAAAAUCAUGAGAGGAGUUUGGGGAGACUGGUCCAGCCCUGCC
This is a messenger RNA of Talpa occidentalis (Iberian mole), 1129 nucleotides long. Its product is annotated as class I histocompatibility antigen, Gogo-B*0101 alpha chain-like. Gene Ontology annotation, molecular function: signaling receptor binding; peptide antigen binding. Gene Ontology annotation, cellular component: external side of plasma membrane. The transcript is spliced from 8 exons. The record is from RefSeq and is a predicted model, not a curated record. Gene Ontology annotation, biological process: immune response; antigen processing and presentation of endogenous peptide antigen via MHC class Ib; positive regulation of T cell mediated cytotoxicity. Bases 9 to 1088 code for a protein of 359 amino acids. Lineage: Eukaryota; Metazoa; Chordata; Mammalia; Eulipotyphla; Talpidae.